Mollisia scopiformis is the source of this 1977-nucleotide messenger RNA. RefSeq names its product carboxyl transferase. Gene Ontology annotation, biological process: L-leucine catabolic process. The transcript is spliced from 3 exons. The record is from RefSeq and is a predicted model, not a curated record. Gene Ontology annotation, molecular function: methylcrotonoyl-CoA carboxylase activity. Lineage: Eukaryota; Fungi; Ascomycota; Leotiomycetes; Helotiales; Mollisiaceae. Gene Ontology annotation, cellular component: mitochondrion; methylcrotonoyl-CoA carboxylase complex. The coding region runs from base 71 to 1774 and encodes 567 amino acids.
CAAGUAGUCAGACUUUCAUGUAGAACCAUCUCUGCGCUGCUGCUCCCGGCAGCAACUUCAAUUACACACGAUGUCUGCUCUACGAACCUCAAAAGAGCUCUUGAAACUCUCACGGCGUGCAGCAAAGUCUCAUCCUCAAGCCCCCCUCCCCCGAGCUGCCCGUCGAUACAUAGCAGCUUAUACACCCCCCCACCAAGCCAAAGCUAUUUCUGUACUGCCCACAGUCGUCGAUCCAUCUUCCGAGGAAUUCAAAGAAAAUGCUAGGCAGAUGGGAGAAGUUAUGGCUCGGCUAGAGGAGUUAACAAAGAAGAUUCACGAAGGGGGUCCUCCAAAGGCACGAGAAAAGCACAUUGCGAGAAAGAAGAUGCUUCCAAGAGACCGUAUUACUGCAUUGAUCGAUCCAGGAACAACGUUCCUAGAGCUUUCUGCCCUAGCUGGCCACGAACUCUAUCCCGAGGCCGAGGUACCCGCUGGAGGAAUAAUCACUGGCGUUGGGGUCAUUGAAGGGGUUACAUGCAUGAUUGUUGCAAACGAUAGCACUGUGAAGGGAGGGACAUAUUAUCCUAUUACAGUAAAGAAACAUUUGAGAGCUCAAGCAAUUGCUCAGGAGAACAAUCUACCCUGUGUAUACUUGGUAGAUUCCGGAGGAGCAAAUCUCCCGCAUCAAGCAGAUGUUUUCCCUGACCGAGAGCAUUUUGGACGAAUCUUCUUUAAUCAAGCCCGCAUGAGCUCCAUGGGAAUACCUCAAAUAGCAGUUGUGAUGGGACCUUGUACUGCUGGCGGUGCUUACGUUCCUGCUAUGUCAGACGAGAGUAUCAUUGUUGAUGGUCAGGGUCACAUCUUCCUUGCAGGGCCACCCUUGGUGAAGGCGGCUACAGGCGAAGUCGUGAGUGCUGAAGAUCUAGGAGGCGGUAAGAUGCAUUCAUCAGUAUCUGGUGUCACAGACUACCUGGCAGUCAAUGAUGCUCAUGCGAUCGUGCUGGCGAGAAGAUCUAUCAGCAAUUUGAACUGGCCAAAGAAAGAGUUUCCACCUCGAACUACUUACGAGGAGCCUUUACACGACCCAGAGGAGUUGAUUGGCAUUGCAAGCACAAAUCUAAGAAAGCCACUACCUAUCCACGAGAUCAUCGCUCGAAUUGUGGAUGGCAGUGUUUUCUCCGAGUUCAAGCGUGACUAUGGCAGCACUCUUGUUACUGGCUUCGCGCACAUCUAUGGCCACAAAGUUGGUAUCAUUGCCAAUAACGGAAUCCUGUUCAGUACUUCAUCCCUGAAAGGAGCACAUUUCAUUGAGCUAUGCUGCCAGAGAAAAAUACCCCUGAUCUUUUUACAAAAUAUCAGCGGAUUCAUGGUGGGCACAGAUGCUGAAAGAGAGGGUAUUGCAAAGAAUGGUGCAAAGCUCGUGACAGCCGUGGCCUGCGCCAAUGUACCCAAAUUUACAGUCGUUGUCGGCGCAAGCAACGGUGCGGGGAACUACGGGAUGUGCGGAAGAGCUUAUAGCCCAAGAUUCUUAUGGAUGUGGCCGAAUGCCAAAAUCGGUGUGAUGGGAUCAGAGCAGUUGACAGCAGUCAUGGAGACAGUCGGAAAAGCCGUUGAUCCCGAACUAAAGGCGAGAAUCGAAAGAGAAAUUGAAGCAGUGUUCUCUUCAGCUCGGCUUUGGGACGAUGGUGUUAUUCCUCCGAGCCACACCCGACGAGUACUUGGACUAGGGUUAAUGGCUGCAUUGGGCGGAAAGAAUGAACCGUCUGACACCAAAUUUGGGGUCUUUAGAAUGUAACGAAGACACACGUCGACAAUAGAUGAAUGUAUGUCUAAGUGGCUAUGGACAUCUCUCUUGUCCUCAUGAUCUAAUUUAGUAUGAUCUGGUUUGUCGUAGUAUUGAUUUCUAGCAUUGCUUCUUCGUUAUUACGUUGCUUAUUGCUGGAAUAAUAAUCUCAACCUCCGACCAGACAGGAUUCAGAAAAGCAUGUUCCUCAGAAG